AUGUCUAAUAAAAGAAACAAGGAAAUGCAAGAUCCAGAAAGUGAAAGUGAAGAAGAACAGGAAUCAGGCAGCGACAAGGAUUCAGACUUUGAUUCAGAUGGAAACUUUGUCGGCGACAAAGAAUUACAAGCUGAUUUCGAAGGAAGAAACCCAGAGGACUGUGAUUUUCAUGGAAUCAAGCAAUUAUUGAGGCAACUGUUCUUAAAAUCAAAUGUGGACCUAGGGGGCCUGGCACAGAUUAUUAUAUCUCAAAACUACAUCGGUAGUGUUGUGAAGCAAUGCCUGGACGAUGGUCUUGAAGAUGAUGAUGAAGAUGACGGCAGUGAUGGAGUAUUUGGUAUCACAACCGUUAUAAAUAUAACUAAGAGAAAAGAUGAACAGAGCAUCAAGCAAAUCAGAACUUUGCUGACUUCUCUGGCAAAUGACAACGCUGACGAUCAAACAAAGGCUUUAGUAAAUAAGAUUCUAUCAGAUGAUUCAAACCAUGUUGGUCUAGUUAUAAAUGAAAGGAUUUUAAACAUUCCAGCGGCUAUAAGCGUUCCACUUUUCUCAUCACUCCAGAAUGAAUUAGACAAGGCGCUAAAGAAAAACAUGCCAUAUGUAUUCCAAUAUCUUGUAUGGAUUUGUAAGACAUAUAAAACGGGAGAUGAUGAAUCCGAAGUGCUGUUUGCUAACCAGGAAGAAAAGCCACUAGUUGAUGAAGCAAUAGCCAGUUUUGAUGUAGAUGUAACAGAACAAGCAGAUUUAUCUCAAUGGGACUAUGAUGGAGGAGCUAUGACACCUUGUAGAAAGGUAUUAAUCUUCGAAGGCAACAAAUUCAACAAUCUGGUAAGACUUCUGAAAGAAGAAGUUGAAAAUGCCUAA
Danaus chrysippus (African queen) is the source of this 864-nucleotide messenger RNA. Lineage: Eukaryota; Metazoa; Arthropoda; Insecta; Lepidoptera; Nymphalidae. The record is from the annotation of a GenBank genome assembly.